Molecule: messenger RNA, 4439 nt
Organism: Pristis pectinata (smalltooth sawfish)
Lineage: Eukaryota; Metazoa; Chordata; Chondrichthyes; Rhinopristiformes; Pristidae
Gene: marchf6
Product: membrane-associated ring finger (C3HC4) 6
Exons: 26
Coding region: 285-3059 (924 amino acids)
Cellular component (GO): endoplasmic reticulum membrane
Molecular function (GO): zinc ion binding
Source: RefSeq, a predicted model, not a curated record
GCACGUUGGUGAGGGGUUGAGCCCACCGCAGCGUGUGCUCGGUGGCCCCCGCACGCCCGCCACCGGGAGGCGCUGUGGGCCGCAGGGGCGCAGACGCUCCGGCCGUAAAUGGUACUGCGCGUCGCACCGCCGUCCCUCGCGUACUGACUGUGGCGGCGGGUUCGGGCCGGGCCGGGACGCAGCCACACCGAAUACCGGCAGAGAGCCCGGGGGCUUAGCCCCCGCCGCCCCCCUCCUCCACCACCACCGCCGGCCAGUGCAAGCCUUCGUUCUGCCGGGCCGCCAUGGAGAGCACCGAGGAAGAUAUAUGUCGGGUGUGUCGGUCAGAAGGAACACCAGAUAAACCACUUUACCAUCCUUGUGUGUGCACUGGCAGUAUAAAAUUUAUCCAUCAGGAAUGUUUAGUUCAGUGGCUCAAACACAGCAGAAAAGAAUAUUGUGAACUAUGCAAACAUCGAUUUGCUUUUACACCAAUUUAUUCUCCAGAUAUGCCAUCGAGACUUCCAAUUCAGGAUAUUUUUGCAGGAUUGGUUACAAGUAUUGGUACAGCAAUAAGAUACUGGUUCCAUUACACAUUGGUGGCCUUUGCAUGGCUAGGGGUUGUACCUCUUACAGCAUGUCGUAUCUACAAAUGUUUGUUUACUGGCUCUGUGAGCUCACUGUUGACACUGCCACUGGAUAUGUUAUCCACGGAGAAUUUGUUGGCAGACUCUUUGCAGGGUUGUUUUGUGGUAACAUGCACACUAUGUGCAUUCAUUAGCCUUGUCUGGUUACGAGAACAAAUCGUACAUGGUGGAGCUCCACAAUGGCUAGAACAAAAUCAAGCUCAACCACCCAAUGGAGUGGGACAACAGAAUGAGCCUCAAGCUGCACCAAAUGCUGCAGCAGAGAAUCCCCAAGUUCCUCAACCAGCUGAAGAGCCAGAAGGAAAUGUAGCAGCAGCUGCCGGGGCCGCCCCUGUAGUGGCUGAGAAUGCCAACGUUCGUGCAGAUGAGGGUGAGAAUGAGGACGACGAGAAUGAGGAGGAUGAUGAUGCAGUGGUCGAAGAUGGUGCUGAUGGCAACAAUGGUGCUCAAGAUGACAUGAACUGGAAUGCUCUAGAAUGGGACAGGGCUGCAGAAGAACUUACAUGGGAGCGUAUGCUUGGAUUGGAUGGUUCACUUGUAUUCUUGGAACAUGUCUUCUGGGUAGUUUCUUUAAAUACGCUUUUUAUUCUUGUGUUUGCAUUCUGUCCUUACCACAUCGGACACUUUUCAGUUGUUGGUUUGGGUUUUGAGGAGUAUGUAAGUACCAAAGAUACGGUUCAAGCCUCACAUUUUGAAGGCCUGAUAACAACUAUUGUGGGCUAUGUGUUGCUGGCUAUGACUUUAAUAAUCUGUCAUGGGUUGGCUGCACUGGUGAAGUUUCAGAGGUCCCGACGUUUAUUGGGCGUCUGCUAUAUUGUUGUUAAGGUGUCUUUACUGGUGGUUGUGGAAAUUGGUGUGUUCCCUCUUAUCUGUGGCUGGUGGCUUGAUAUCUGUUCACUGGAAAUGUUUGAUGCUACUUUGAAAGACCGUGAACUGAGUUUUCAAUCUGCGCCUGGAACCACAAUGUUUCUACACUGGUUGGUGGGGAUGGUCUACGUCUUCUACUUUGCAUCUUUCAUUCUUCUACUCAGAGAGGUGUUGAGACCUGGAGUCUUAUGGUUUUUAAGAAAUUUGAAUGAUCCAGACUUCAACCCAGUUCAGGAGAUGAUCCAUUUACCCAUAUAUAGACAUUUCAGACGUUUUAUAUUGUCUGUGAUCGUCUUUGGGUCAAUAGUCCUUCUGAUGCUUUGGUUACCAAUUCGUAUUAUUAAGACUCUGCUCCCUGAUUUUCUACCAUACAAUGUAAUGCUUUACAGUGAUGCCCCAGUCAGUGAGCUGUCUCUGGAGCUUCUGCUUUUGCAGGUAGUUUUGCCGGCCCUACUGGAACAAGGACACACCCGGCAGUGGUUGAAGGGCCUGGUUCGAGCUUGGACUGUCACAGCUGGGUAUUUGCUGGAUCUACACUCAUAUUUGCUUGGAGACCAGGAGGAAAAUGAGAACAAUGCCAACCAGCAGGCAAACAAUAAUCAGCAGCCUCGUAACAACAAUGCCAUUCCUAUAGUCGGGGAAGGGCUUCAUGCAGCCCACCAGGCCAUACUGCAACAGGGUGGGCCUGUGGGCUUCCAGCCUUAUCGGAAACCUUUACAGUUUCCUCUUAGGAUCCUGUUAUUGGUAAUCUUCAUGUGUCUAACUUUGCUGAUUGCCAGUCUCAUCUGCCUCACAUUACCAGUUUCAGCAGGUCGUUGGUUGAUGUCAUUUUGGACUGGGAGUGCCAAAAUUCAUGAACUAUACACAGCUGCCUGCGGAUUGUAUAUCUGCUGGUUGACUAUCCGAGCAAUUACAGUGCUAGCUGCCUGGAUGCCACAGGGGCGAGAUGUUAUUUUUCAGAAACUAAAGGAGUGGUCCCUCAUGAUCGUGAAAACAUUAGUAGUGGCCUUGUUGUUGGCUGGAAUGGUUCCUCUUCUUUUAGGACUUUUGUUUGAAUUAGUUAUUGUAGCUCCCUUAAGAGUACCUCUGGAUCAGACACCUCUCUUUUACCCAUGGCAGGACUGGGCUCUUGGUGUUCUUCAUGCAAAAAUAAUUGCUGCUAUAACACUGAUGGGACCUCAGUGGUGGCUAAAAACUGUUAUUGAACAGGUCUAUGCAAAUGGCAUUCGAAACAUUGAUUUGCAUUUUAUAAUUUGCAAACUAGCAGCACCAGUCAUUGCAGUGUUGCUGUUGUCACUCUGCCUGCCCUAUGUCAUUGCUGCCGGCAUUGUACCACUGCUGGGUGUAACUACUGAGAUGCAGAAUCUAGUCCAGCGUCGAAUUUAUCCUUUCCUUCUAAUGGUGGUGAUAUUGAUGGGAGUCUUAUCCUUCCAAAUCCGUCAGUUCAAGCGCCUAUAUGAGCACAUUAAAAAUGACAAGUAUCUCGUUGGUCAGCGGCUUGUUAACUAUGAGCGAAAGACUGGUAAACAAACAAUGACAACUGCAUCACCUUCUUCUGAAGAGUAAUGGGUUUUGACUGACCCAACCUUUCCUCCUAUGUGUUUCCUACCACACAAUCCCACGAAACCCCCUCCCCAAGCCCCAACUUCUCCCUUUUCCCAUUGCUUACAUCCAGCAAAAAAGUCCUACAGUCCUGUCUGGUAACUGUAUAUGUGUAAAUAUAAUGAACAUUCUGAGCCCCUUUAAAGAUAAAUGAAUGUGCAUUGUAAAUCUUAAAAUAUGUAUAUUAAUUUAUUAAAUGUAGUCAUCACUUUAUUUGGACUAUUGUCCUACAUUUUGGGAGUGACGGUGGCAUAGAGGCAAUAUAAUGAGGUGUUUGAAUACUUCAUAAGCUCACUUUUUUAGAAAUGUUCAUAAUGGCUGAUGUUUUAAUACAGAAUAAAAAUAAACUAUUAAGCAGGAAAAGAAAAACAAAGCUGCAAAUGAAUGGCAACAAUGAGAGCUUUUGUUUAAUUUUGGCUAUAUCUUGCAACAGCCAUACAUGUUUAGCCAUACAUUGUAAAUAUACUUAUGUGAUAUACCAUAUUGAUGGCAAUGAUGGAGCAUGAUGGUAACAACAUGAGUGGCCCAAAACGUAUACCACAAAUAACUGGUGCACGUAAUGUUUGUGCAGCCUUGGAAAAAUGUUACUUUUCUUUUAAAAUUUGUUCAAUGACUGUCACAGAAUUAACUUCAUAAUACAAUUCUAAUCUUUUGUAGGUAUGGAAUUUGGAGGCAGGGUCAGUUUUGCACUAUCUAAAUUUUAAAAAAUUGACAUUCUUCUUUUAGUAAAGUUGAUGUUUAGUGUGCUUCGCUCAGACACUGAAGAAUGUCUAGGUUUUCCAACAUCUACACAAUUCAGAAUAAAAUGUGGGAAGCAAUCCCUUGAAUAUGUAGCCAUGUCCUUCUGUACUGUGUAAAUGCCCAGUACUGUGAAUGGCUAUCCAAAAUGUUUAGCUAGAUUAUAUUCUAAAGAAACCGUGCUAAACAAUUACAAUCUGGUGACAAUGCCUUUUCGUAAAUGGGGACUGUUGUAUAUCUUAGAUGAGGCCAAGUACAUAAAAAUUUGAAUAUAUAGAUUUUCAGUAUGAACUUGUGUAUUCCUGUAAUUGUUUUUAAAAGUUAUGUGCUGUAAAUGUAGAUGACGAAAAUGGGUACACUUGGCUUAAACUGGACAACAGUUAAUGUGAUUUUCCUGGAUUUGAUUACAUCUUACUAUGAUUUAUAUAAAUUUAUUUUUUUAAAAAAAUCAGUGCAAAAGUGACAUUUAUGCAAAAAUUUAUCUUUAACCUCAAGAUUAUAGCGCAAGUACUUUCAUUUAUGGCUGUCUUUGUACCGUAAGCAUCCAUUACGAUAGUCUUGCAAUGCUGAUGUAUAGUAUUAAAAACCUGAAAAAGUUUACUGAAA